AUGCCCGUUGAGCUCCUUCGCCUCGCCAGCGAAAAAGGCCCCAAACUCGCCCUCAAAGUGGGCGGCGUCGUGUUGCUUUACCUUGUUAUAAAGAAGAUAGAAUGCCUUGUUAUUUGGUGGGCACAGCUCGAGGUUCAACAUCUGAGCCCCCAGUUAUCAACACUUCCAGCAAUGACCGCUGAUCCCAACACGGCUCCUGUCAUGACUCCAGUCAUUGACAAACACUGCAAGGAGAAGCCAAAUGCCCUGAAGAUUACCAGAUUGUCGACCCUUGCGGAUGGUUAUUCACUCUUCACUCAAGUCCCCAUCCGUGAAAAAAAAAGUCCAUUGAAUCAUUGA
This is a messenger RNA of Penicillium psychrosexuale, 339 nucleotides long. RefSeq lists its product as uncharacterized. Lineage: Eukaryota; Fungi; Ascomycota; Eurotiomycetes; Eurotiales; Aspergillaceae. The record is from RefSeq and is a predicted model, not a curated record. The transcript has 3 exons. The coding region runs from base 1 to 339 and encodes 112 amino acids.